Molecule: messenger RNA, 1332 nt
Organism: Iphiclides podalirius (scarce swallowtail)
Lineage: Eukaryota; Metazoa; Arthropoda; Insecta; Lepidoptera; Papilionidae
Source: the annotation of a GenBank genome assembly
AUGAGGCGGUGCCCCCAGAGCAUCCUGGAGCCGAUGUCGAAGAUCGUGAGCUACGCGGUGCAGAACUUCGCGGUGCGGCUGGGCCCGCUGACGGAGCUGAGCGCGGCGUGCGUGCGCGCCUUCGGCCGCGACCGCGACAAGCUGCUGCUCUGCCGCGUGCUGGUCUUCGAGCUUCUGCAGGCGCUCCGCACGAAGACCACCGUGCCCGACGACAACCUCUUCGUGCUCAUCCAGUUCGUGCUGCAGGGGCGUGGGUGCACGUUGCUGCUGCCGCCGGCGCUGGGCUGGGCGGGCGGGGUCCCGGGCGGGGCGGGGGCGGGGGCGGGAGGGGCGGACGCGCGCGAACUGGCCGCGGGGGCAGUGGACUGCAUGCGCCCCCACCUGCCCGAUCUGCUGGAGCUGCUCCACGACCCGCACCUCCUCAACAAGAUCAAGGGCUCGGUGUCCAAGUCGAUAGUGAACCGCAACCUGAUCUGCCUGAACGAGGACACGCUGGGGGCGAUCGUGAAGGGCGGCAUCGCGCAGUACGUGGCCAUGGAGCUGGCUCUGGAGCAGGGCCGUGCAAAGCACGAGCGGGCGCCGCCCAGCCGCCACGUGCUGCCCUGGCUCACCUCCUCGCUGCCUGGGUCCCGAGAAGUGUGCGAAUGCGUGGGGCGAGUGCGCCAGGUGUCGUGGCUGGUGGUGGGCGCGCUGUGCAACGCCCGCCCGCCACACCCACCACACCCGCCGCACCAGCCCGUGCCACAAGACGCUACCUGCCACAUCACCGACCACAUACAGACUAUCAUGUCGUCAUACGUGGAGCAGUCGAAGGCAGGUGGGCAGCGGAUGAGCGCGCUGUUCCACGCCUUCGUGCUGUGCCAGCUGUGGACCCUGUACCUGGAGCAGCUGGCUGGUGGGGCCCCGCCGGCCAGCGAGCCGCACAACACAGCCGUGUGCGUGCUGCUCGACUUCUGGUGCAAGCUGGUGCCCAGCAUACUGCAGGUCACCGUGCAGUCAAAACUGCUCGCGGAAACGGUUAAUCUACAUUUCAUCAGCCUGCUAGAGUCCCUGCUUGAAUGUAACUCCACGGUCCUCAACAAACUUCUACCGCUGUGGACCCCUAUACUGCAUUCACCAUCGUUCACUAUGCCGCGACACGUGGAGCAGCGGCUGGCUGGCUGUCUGGACGCGCGGCCCGAGCCAGUGCGCGCGCUCAUCGCGAGCCAGUGCGCUGUCCAGGGCGCGGGCCAGACGCCGGGGGGGCCCGAAGCCCGCGCCCAGCGGCGGCUGCACCGCAUCAUGGCCAAGAUGGCUCAGCUGGAACUCCAGCCUCACUCCUUCUACUUCAUA